Messenger RNA from Onychostoma macrolepis, 6278 nucleotides. RefSeq names its product KN motif and ankyrin repeat domains 2 (gene kank2). Gene Ontology annotation, cellular component: cytoplasm. The transcript is spliced from 14 exons. The coding region runs from base 1307 to 4591 and encodes 1094 amino acids. Gene Ontology annotation, molecular function: protein binding. Gene Ontology annotation, biological process: negative regulation of G1/S transition of mitotic cell cycle; negative regulation of vitamin D receptor signaling pathway; negative regulation of cell population proliferation. The record is from RefSeq and is a predicted model, not a curated record. Lineage: Eukaryota; Metazoa; Chordata; Actinopteri; Cypriniformes; Cyprinidae.
CAGAAAGGAUGCAUUAAAUUUAUCAAACGUAACAGUGAAGACAUUUACAAUGUCUUUAUAACAAAAGAUUUUAAUAUUAAAGAAAUGCUGUUCUUUUUUAAACUUUCUAUUCAUUAAAUCUUAAAUCGUUGUUUAUUUGCAAAUUUUAAUUCGAUUUUGAAUCUCAAAUUUUUGAACUCCACUAUAUCUUUGUUACAUCAUUUUAAGUCAUCAAAAUAAAUGCCAAUGUCAAUAAAUGUACUCAUAAACUACUAGUGAAUACAUCCAGAAAAAGAAACUGCGCAUUAGAAAGAGUUUAUGGUUACGGUAAGAUACUCUUCUUGUUUUCCAGAAAGAAUAGGACUUUCUCAGCAGUGGGCAAAUGAGAAGCAUUACGUGUGUUUUAAAGGCAGUCUCUCUCUCUCUCUCUCUCUCUCUCUUCCCCAUGCUCCUCCCAACUCUAUAUUAGAACCAGCUGUGGAGUUUGAGGCUGAAUGAAUGGCUCUUUGUGAUUUGGCUGUCACUCCUGUAUAAGGCUCUGUUUCUUUCUCCCUCUAGAAACUGGCAUGACAAAAGUGUUGGAACAAUGUAACCUAAUGUUCCUACUUUGACAUUGUUACGCCAUAAAAUCAUAUCAAUUCACCACUAAGACUGCAGAAAUGCAUGUACGAGAUAUUGAGCUUUAGAAGAACGUGCCCUUGAUUCUUCAAGUGUAAGUUUAGAUGGCCAGAAAUGAAAUGUCUGUAUGAGAUGAAGAGGAUAAUUUUCCAGUCAUGCAGAUUUUUAACCACAAAGUCGCUUGAACCGUGCUCUUGAGGAAAUCUUUGAGGUGUAGGAGUGUUUGUGAAGGUCCACGAUGUUCUGGAAUGUUUCUGGAUGCCGUCUGCUGUCCGGCAGGGGUGUGUCCGUCUCUUUGGGUUUAGGCGGGUGACUCAGUAGAACUCCGGACCAAAAAAACACAGCUCACAGCGCAGAGCUUUCCCAGGCUCGGAGCGAUUUGCCAAGUAACAUGUUGUUGUGGUUGAGGGAGAUGAGGGGUGUGUUGUGGUGGUAAGCAAUGAUGAUAGAGAGCCAAGACGAAUUAGUCUCUCACAGAAGAGGCUUUUUUGGAUCAACAGUCGUGAGGAGUGGCUUCUGUAGUGCUCGAGAUGACUGCAAACGUCUAAAAUGAAGGGAUUUUGGUGGCACCCAUAAGAGAGUCGAAGGAAUCGAAAGAGGAGAGCGAGGAGGUCGGGGAAGAGAGACCAUCAUUGCAGCACAAUGAUGUUACAAAAGACGGCUGCCAAACAACAGCUCCAGUGGCGGAAAUGGAGAGAUUGGCUGGUGAAUGACAAUCAUGGCUCAGGUGCUUCAUAUGGACUCUGGUUUUCCAGGGAAGAUUAACCCCCCGGAGCCCCCCUCCUUGCAUGGAAAGGAUCCAGAGGCUCCAUACUCAGUAGAGACCCCCUAUGGCUACCGUCUGGACCUGGACUUCCUCAAGUAUGUCAAUGAUAUUGAAAAGGGCAACACUAUUAAGAAGGUGCCAGUGCAGCGGCGCCCACGUUAUGGCUCACUUCCACGUGGCUACGGAUACACGGGCUCCUGGUGGACCUCCACUGAGUCGCUCUGCUCCAACGCCAGCAUGGACAGCCGUCACUCGUCGUACUCCUACUGUGCGCCGGGCUUUCACAGCUCACAGCGACCCAACUUCAGUACGGCACGCGUGGAGAAAACCUUGCUGGAUGCUCGCCGCAAACUGGAGGAGGAGAAGGAUGGCCGUCGUUUCUCGAACCUGGGCAGCAUGCACAGCAGCAUGGCAGGCUCCAACACCUCACUAUCCAGUGCCCACAGCUUCAAUCGUGCCCAGGGAGGGGGCUCCUAUACACCAAUGAGCUCCGGCUUGUCCACACCUGUCUCACCGACGCCCGCCCAUCUGCAGCACGUUAGGGAGCAGAUGGCCGUUGCCCUGCGGAAGAUCCGGGAGCUGGAGGAGCAGGUGAAGACCAUCCCGGUGCUGCAAGUGAAGAUCUCCGUACUUCAGGAGGAGAAGAGGCAGCUUAGCGUGCAACUCAAGAGCCAGAAGUUCCUGGGCCACACACUGGGGUUCAGUCGGAGCCGUCCACGAGGAGAGCUCUACAUCGACAUCCCCGAAGAGGAGACAGGAAAUGGGACAGGAGCCGCAAACAGAGCCGCAGGAAGUCUAUCACCUACCACUCCGGGUUCCCUUCAGGACUCAGGAUGUGAAAUUGAGGAGACUGUAAUUGUUGGUGGAGCUCGACCGGGUGCAAAGCGGGAGGUGCGAACUGUCGGUGUGGGACCUGAGGUGGCUUACCGUCAAGUGGGAGUAGGGGUGCGAGAAGAGGACUUGGGGCUGCUGCCUGAAGCCGAAGCCCUCAAGACUAAGGUGGGGCUUUUAGAAGUUCAGCUGAGGAAAACGAUGCAGGAGCUACAGAGCGCUCAGCAGAAAGUGGAAGCAGCUCAGAGAGAGAGGCAAGCUCUUUCCGCUCAGGUGGGCCAUGCGGUGAGAGCCACCAGUAUCGGCUGGCAGGAGCAGCAGGGUCAGGCACACGGUGCGGGCCUGCACACAGUUGUCAGUUUUACUCAGCAGCCUCAUCAGCAGAGGACCGUGGGGAUCCAAGUGUACACGCUGGAGCAGCCCACAGUGGUGGGUGUGGGGAAGCUGCUAAGAGCCCAGGGUUGCACUUCUCCAGCUCAGCCUGUGUCUGCAACGGAAGGAGCCCACAGAAGACAUGCAGAGUCCCCAGCAGCAGAGGAAUCGCCGCGUGAGUUUCCCAUUGCAAUAAGCUCUAAGCAGGUGCGGGAGGUCUUGAGAAGUGAAGUGUCCAAAUCAGUGCCAGUGACCAACCAGGCAACUGCUAUAGAGACAAAGUGCAGCCAAGUGGCAGCCGUCUGCCCACGGCUAAAAGAGGGAGAGGUUAACCAGCAACCAGCAGAAGAAGCCAUCCAAAUCGAUCCAGCAAAACCAGCCUCUCCUCAGUCCAACCUGAGGUCAAUCAUGAAGCGAAAAGCAGAUGGGGAACCUGGCUCUCCGUACACCAAAAAGAACCUGCAGUUCAUAGGAGUCAAUGGAGGGUACGAGUCGACAUCCUCUGACGACAGCAGCUCGGAAAGUUCAGAAGAUGAGAGCGAUGCAAGCGAAUACCAUGAGGCUACGGAGAAACUACCGGAAUCUGCGGUGCAGCAGUCUCAGGUGACCUCCUGCAGCCCGCAGCCCAUCUGUGAGACAGCAGCUGCUCAAACACCUCAGCACAGCACUGCCCAGCCACCAGCCAAUCACACUGCAGCACAGCAAAGCACCAGCCAAUCGCAAGCCAUGGAUGCAGCUGCCCAGCAACAGGUCACCCAAUCACCAGCAGCAGAGGCAGGCAUUCAGCUCUCUGUAAACAAAGCGUCAGUGACCACCACCACGGCUCAUCCGGAAGGCAUCAUUCCAUCCGCAGAUGUUUUCCAAGGGCGUACCUCUCAAAGCACUGCCGCUUCUCUUGAACAAGACUCUGUCCAGUUGUCAUCCAGCAGCUCUAUGGUGCAGCAAUCCAAAGCCACCGAUUCAAACGUCCAGCCAAAUCUCUCUCAGCCAGAUGUGUCGGGCCUUGCUGCUCAGCAGACAGCCACUCAAUCACAAUCCAUUGGUGCCAAACCUCAGCAAGAUGUUAGCCAAUCAAAAACCGCUGACCUUACCGCCCAACAAGGAGCGACACAGUCACAAUCUACUGAUGCCUCAGCAAAACAGGACAUAGCCAUAUGCUCCACCAGUGAUCCAGCUGCAAAUACAAGCACCACCCUUAAUAACAAGCAAGCAAGCAGACUGGAAUUGAGUGGCAGUCUCAUGGCGGCUCUCCACACCUUGCAGAAGGCACUCAGUGAACCAAAUGCAUUUAGCCAUCAAAAUGCAAGGACAGCCUACACCACGGUGCUGCAGGAGUGGCUCAGAGUGUCCUGUCAUAAGGCUGCUGACACUGUAGUAGUCAAAGCCUACAUGGACACCUUUGCCUCCAUUUCUCCCCAGCUACUGGAGUUUGUCAUCAACAUGGCUGACGGCAAUGGAAACACAGCUCUGCACUACACUGUCUCACACUCCAACUUCCCUGUAGUCAAACUACUGCUGGAUACUGGUCUCUGUAAUGCUGACAAGCAGAACAAGGCUGGUUACACAGCUAUCAUGUUGACAGCUCUGGCUGCCUUCAACUCUGACAGUGACCUUCAAACCGUCCUACAGCUGCUCCGCACUGGAGACGUCAACGCCAAAGCCAGCCAGGCGGGGCAGACGGCGCUGAUGCUGGCGGUCAGUCAUGGCAGAGGGGACAUGGUGAGAGCUCUGCUGUCCUGUGGAGCUCAGGUGAACCUGCGUGACGAUGACGGCUCCACAGCACUCAUGUGUGCCUGUGAACACGGACACGUGGACAUUGUGCGGCAGCUGCUGUCUGUGCCGGGCUGUGACGCCACGCUCACUGAUAAUGAUGGCAGCACAGCUCUCUCCAUAGCACUGGAGGCCAGUCAGAAUGACAUUGCCGUGCUUCUGUAUGCGCACCUCAAUUUUGCAAAGCCACCUUCCCCUGUGUCACCAAAGUCUCCGAUUCUGGGAUCUUCUCCUCCCUCCUCUGAACUGAAGUAAAUGGAUGUCAUGAAUCAGAUGUCACCUCUUCCAGCAAACAAUCCUUGUCCAUUCCACUGUCUGUGUGUGUGUGUGUGUGAGGUUUUGUGUGUUUGUGUACAUGUGUACAGUAUGUGUACCCACAAUUUAGCAUGUACAACUUUUAGAGAUAUAGGAACUGUGCACUCUUAAAAGAAUUAGCACUUGACACCAUUGAUCCUUAUGUGUUGUUUUCUGUUCCCUUUGUAGCGUUUUCCAUUGUAGCGAAGGAAAAAAGGGGUGCGAUUUCAAAUAAGAAUAACAACAAGCGUGUAACAGCAAUAUCAUUCAUCUAGCGGUCCAUUUGUUAAACAAGUGUUACCUUAUACAGUCAAUUUAUCGAAGUGCGUUUACUUUUAACAAUCCAGCAAUAUUUAGCAUUCAAAUCAUCAAGUUAUAGUCAUACAGCAACUGAUUACAUUCAUAAGAGCAUUGUGUAAACAACUAAAAAAACCAUGUAUUUUAAUCAAGUGUCCUUUUAUGGUUUUUACUAUUCUAAUAAGAAAAACACAUUCUGAGUUUCCACACCAGCUGUUUUCAGAACAAUUUUUGAUAACCUUUACAACAAUAUAUUUGAUUAUACAGUGCAGUUGCCUCACCCUUCAACGGAAAACAUAGUGGUCCAGUUACUUCUCUAGGAGAUUUGUAAUGCUAUCUUUUACAGGUAAUACACUUAUGGUGAUAUUUUAGCAUUUUUACUGAAUGAAUUCACAUUGCGAGACGUCAUCCUGCUUAAGAUUUUGUGGGCUUGUGUAAAUCAUCUAGCUGUACAGGUUCUCUUUACCCUAAUGGACAGCAUUGCCACCACAGAUUUGUUCACAGCCGGUGCAGUAUUAUGGUCUCUUGUACUUUGUUUACUCUGAUUUGUGGAGGACUGCAUGUUUUUGUUAUUUUGUUAAUGUAAAAACUUGUAUUGAAGGUUUAUUGAACAAGGGCUCUCCAAAGACAUUAUAGAUGAGCAUAAAAUGAGAUUUCCAGAGCUAAUACAUCAUUUUUUUUUAAUAUUGUAUAUUGCCAGUUUGCAAUCAUACAUAGCCAGUGAAGGAAAUAUGAAGGUACGCAAGUUCCUUGUUGGAUGAGGCCAGAUGUCGUCUAGCGCAUCGGGUUUAAGUGAUAUACACAUAUUGGUACUGGCACGUGUUCACUGAGCACCAGUUGAUUUUGUAUCUUUUUGCUCAGUCGCUGGUGGUUUUAGGGUGCAGAAUGUGGGGGGAAAGGCUCAGUAUUGUCUAUGACGAAUGUAAAUUGUUUUCCAAAAUGAAAAUAAUAUAUAUCAUCUCCAAAGUUUUAGUGCAAAGACUAUAGAAUUUUUUCCUUAGCUUUUUUUUAACCACACAAGAUGUUGGAUUUUAUCAUUUUAAAUGGAAGAGCUUUGUUUAAUUGGAAAGAUGAUAGAUUGAACCCACUUUGUACACAUGCUUUCUUACAACUAGUUUAGUACCUAAUUAGUUUUAUACUCUUUUGUAUUUGUUUUAUUUAACACUCUUUGAAUAUCUCUAAAUUUGUAAUAUCUGUUCACAGCUUUGUAUAUCAUUUGGCACAUUUGCCGGCCAUGAACCUUUAUGUAAAGUGCUCACAUUUAAAUUCGUCUGUUUGUUUGUUUGUUUGUUUCCCUCGUUUUUGAAAAAAAUAAAUAAAUUUAGAUUGAAGGAAGUGGAAUUGAGUAUUU